AUGACAACAAAACAAACGAUUCUCAUCACCGGCUGCUCAGACCAUAGUCUGGGCUCAGCCCUGGCCCUCGCUUUCCACAAGGCCGGCUGGCGAGUCUUCGCAUCAGCCCGGAACUUGUCAAAGCUCAAGCUGGCGGAGGAAGCCGGCAUCGAGACACUGAAGCUUGACAUCACCUCAGAGGAGUCUAUCGCGGCCUGCGUUGCCGCGGUCCAAGAGCUCACCGGCGGCCCGCUGGACGCACUCCUCAACAAUGCCGGCGCCGCGUACAGCCUGCCACUCCUGGACAUCGACAUUGACAAGGCCAAGGGGCUGUUCGACCUGAAUGUGUGGUCGAUGCUCAGGGUGACGCGCGCAUUCGUCCCACUCCUGAUGCAAUCAAGGGCCGGCGGCCGGGUCAUCAACAACACGUCGGGGGCGUCCACGGUUGCCGGCUCGAUGCCGUGGCAGGGCGCCUACAACGCGUCCAAGGCCGCCGCCACCAGCGUCACAGAGACCCUCCGCCUAGAGCUCAGCCCCUUUGGCAUCAGGGUCAUCAACAUCAUAACGGGCAGCGUCAAGUCGACAUUCUUCGACAACGCGCCCCCUGCCAGGCUACCGCCCACCUCGAUUUACGCCCCCGCCAAGGAUAUCAUCGAGCAGAAGAUGGCCGGCGCGGUCAUGGACGAGAAUGGGGCCGACCAAAACGUGUGGGCGGCGCAGGUCGUCAGGGACCUCAACAAGAACAGGCCAACGUACUGGGUGUGGCGGGGCUCGCACACUACUAUCCUGAGGAUUGCGAACCUGCUGCCUGUUGGAUUCAUGGACAGCAUCAUGAGGAAGAUGACGGGGUUGGAUUUGGUUGAGCAGAGGAUCAAGGAGCAGGGGGAUGCCGGCAAGGUCAAGUCAUCGUGA
Messenger RNA from Diaporthe batatas, 891 nucleotides. RefSeq lists its product as uncharacterized. NCBI's taxonomy places the organism in Eukaryota, Fungi, Ascomycota, Sordariomycetes, Diaporthales, Diaporthaceae. Gene Ontology annotation, biological process: triglyceride catabolic process; phosphatidic acid biosynthetic process. The transcript has a single exon. Gene Ontology annotation, molecular function: triacylglycerol lipase activity; acylglycerone-phosphate reductase (NADP+) activity. Gene Ontology annotation, cellular component: endoplasmic reticulum; lipid droplet. The coding region runs from base 1 to 891 and encodes 296 amino acids. The record is from RefSeq and is a predicted model, not a curated record.